AUGGCAUCCAUAGCAGCGUCCUUGGCGCAAGCUCUCCCGAAACCGAGAUACACCGGCGAAGAUGAAGAACUUCCUGCUCAUGCUCAGCAGCGCGGCCCCAGAAUCGUUGGCCCAGGACAGAUAGACGAGUCGCAAAUUGUUUUAAGAAGGUCCGGACCCCCAGCAUACGGGCAGAGGACAGGAUGGCGACCCAGAGAACAAGAAGACUUUGGCGAUGGAGGAGCGUUUCCUGAGAUUCCCGUCGCCCAGUAUCCUUUGGGCAUGGGCCAGAAGGGCUCAUCGACAAGCAAUGCUCUUGCCAUUCAGGUCAAUGCCGACGGCAAGGUCAAAUACGAUGCUAUCGCGAAGCAGGGACACCGUGAAAACAGAAUUGUACAUUCCUCCUUCAAGGACUUGAUUCCGCUGCGACAACGCGCCGAUGCGGGUGAGAUCAAUCUGGCCAAGCCAACCGAGGAGGAGAUUGCAGAAACCAAGAAUCGCACACAACAGGCUCUGGAGAAGCUGAUCAGCGGUGCCGUCGCAUCGCAAAAGCCAAAGAAUGUCAACGCCGGCGGCAAGCGAGAAGCCACUUUUGUUAAAUACACCCCCGCAAACCAGAUGGGAGACAAUUCAAAGAAGCAGGACCGCAUCAUGAAGAUCAUCGAGAGACAGCGCGACCCUAUGGAGCCCCCAAAGUUCAAGCACAAGAAGAUCCCCAGAGGACCGCCUAGUCCACCUCCGCCCAUCAUGCGUUCUCCCCCAAGGAAGUUGACCGCCCAGGAUCAAGAAGACUGGAAGAUCCCUCCGCCCAUCAGUAAUUGGAAGAACCCCAAGGGUUUCACUGUCCCACUCGACAAGAGACUGGCUGCAGACGGCCGAGGUCUUCAAGAUGUCGCCAUCAACGACAAGUUUGCGCAGGUGUCCGAGGCACUCUACAUGGCGGAUCGACAUGCUCGCGAGGAGGUCAGACAGAGAGCUGUCAUGCAGCAACGCCUCGCAGAGAAGGAGAAAUCUCAAAAGGAAGAGAACCUCCGCAUGCUCGCCCAGCAAGCUCGACAAGACCGUGCUGCGGCGGGCAGGCGGCGAGAUUCAAGCGGGUCACGCGACUCUCGGGACUCGCGGUCCCGGUCUCGCAGUUACAGCUAUUCAGACUCAGGUUCUGAUAGCGAAGACUCCGAGAUUCGUGCAAGAGAAAAAGCGCGACGGGAGAGGCAAAAGGAGGAAGAGCGUAAACUGCGGCAGUCCCGUAUGGGUACCGAGAGGAGGAUUCAAGUCAUGGCACGUGAACAGAAUCGUGACAUAUCUGAAAAGAUUGCUCUUGGCUUAGCCAAGCCUACGCAGCAAGCCGAAACUAUGUACGACUCCCGUCUGUUCAACCAAUCGAGUGGUUUCGACAGCGGCAUCAAUGAGGACAACCCCUACGACAAGCCGCUAUUCGCAGCACAAGAUGCCAUCAGCAGUAUCUACCGUCCCCGUCAGAAUGACGAGGAUUACGAAGAUGAAGCCGCCGGCGAUCGGGAAAUGGCCAAAAUUCAGAAGUCCGCCCGCUACGGAGAGGUUCUCGGCAAAGGCACCUUCAAGGGGUCUGCUGACGCAGAGGCUCGUGACGGUCCUGUACAGUUCGAAAAGGACGGCGGUAAUGAUCCCUUCAACGUGGACAAAUUCUUGGAGCAAGUCGACCAAAGCUCAUCAUCCAAGAGGGGCUACGGUCUUCAGGAAGAAGACUCGAGGCAGUCCAAACGUGCCAGGAUGGACGAGGACGAGGACGAGGACGACGCCUAG
This is a messenger RNA of Truncatella angustata, 1761 nucleotides long. RefSeq names its product SKIP/SNW domain-containing protein. Lineage: Eukaryota; Fungi; Ascomycota; Sordariomycetes; Amphisphaeriales; Sporocadaceae. Gene Ontology annotation, cellular component: spliceosomal complex. Gene Ontology annotation, biological process: mRNA splicing, via spliceosome. The transcript has 2 exons. The record is from RefSeq and is a predicted model, not a curated record. The coding region runs from base 1 to 1761 and encodes 586 amino acids.